Molecule: messenger RNA, 3748 nt
Organism: Elaeis guineensis (African oil palm)
Lineage: Eukaryota; Viridiplantae; Streptophyta; Magnoliopsida; Arecales; Arecaceae
Product: protein NLP2
Molecular function (GO): protein binding; DNA-binding transcription factor activity
Source: RefSeq, a predicted model, not a curated record
CUUUUCGCAAAAUUUUGAAAUAGAUAGAGCUUGGAAGUAGAGGAAGUGGACGACUCUUGGAGACGAAGGCUACGAGGAGCUCCAGCUCUCGUCCAAGACGUUCAAACAAAAUGUCCAGAUUCCUCCUCCUCCUCCUCCUGGCCUAGGUUCUCCGAUUUCCACGCCGUGUCUUCGAAAUCCUCGAGGCGCGGAGGACGCAUCUCAGCGUGGGAUUUCGGGAAUAUCGCCCUGGAUCAGAGACUGGAUCUAUCUGGUGAGGGCGGAUUCUGGAUUCCCGAUUUAUUUUUUUCUAGGAUCUGUUUUAGAGCUAUGAGCCUUUUUUUUGGUCCUGGAAGUAGAGAAGUCCGUGAAAAGUUGGGCCUUUCGCUGGGUCCGGACUGGAUCGAGCUAGUUCAUCGUUGUCUGAGAUUUCCAAUUUGAUAGGGAAAGUUCAGGAUCCAAUUCGACCUUGAGCUAGUUGUUCUUGGUCGUCAAAGCUCAGUAGUGUAUGAAAGUUUGGAUCUUUGGCUAGAAUUUAUCACUUCUUGGAGAGAUUCCGGUACUAAAUAUAGAGGAAAUCAUCUUCUUCAGUAAAAGGUCUGGUUUUUACGGUUGGAGGGAGGUAUUAUGUCAAGGUUUAAUUUGUCGAGCAAGAGAAUGGAAUAUCCACUGUGAGCUAGAGGAAAACGAGCUGGUUUGGGUUAUUUUCCCAGCUCAAAUGGAUGGGUUUUCUCCGUUCCUCGAGGGGAGUGGGAGCCCGAUGUCGGUGGACCUAUUUAGCGACUCAGCGCAGAAGGCUAUCAAUACGUUCACUGAACUCUGCAGUCCACCGAUUGCUGACCCGGUUCUCUCGCCAUUCAUCUACUCAGUAGCUCGGCUGAACCCUGGUAGUGAGACUUUUCUGGCUUCGCCAAAUUCACAAGCAUCAUGCAGGGAUUCUGUGCCUAGGAUUUGCGAUGAUUCGAUAAAUUCAGCUGGUGUAGAUGCUUGUUUUAGAGAUGAUUCAGCACCACAAAAUUCUGGCCUGCAACCUGGAUUUUUGUUGAAUUCUCUCCAGAUAGAUAUGCCAGGAAGAAAUGGGCUUCAAUUCAAUGUCUCUGAUGCUGAGGAACGCAACACUGUUGUACCCAAAUCCAUGAUGGGAGUUAGUCUUGCUGAGAGAUUGCUCAAGGCACUGUCUUUGUUUAAGGAAUCCUCAGGUGCAGGGAUACUUGCCCAGGCCUGGAUGCCUAUGAAUCAGGGAGAUAAGUAUAUAUUAAGUACAUAUGAGCAGCCCUAUCUUCUGGACCGGAUUCUUGCUGGGUACCGAGAAGUUUCGAGGUCAUAUACUUUUUCUGCAAAAGAGGCGCCAGGGUCCAUCACUGGGCUUCCUGGCCGUGUAUUUGUCUCUGGAAUGCCGGAAUGGACCUCAAACAUUGCCUAUUAUCACCGGCAAGAGUACUUGCGGGUGGAGUAUGCACUUGAUUAUGAGGUCCGUGGAUUACUUGCGGUACCAAUGUUUGAUCUCAAUGAACGUUCAUGCUGUGGAGUCCUUGAGCUUGUAACGGUGAAGGAGAAAUCUGAUUUUGAUUCUGAGAUGGAUAGCAUUUUCCGAGCUUUGCAGGCUGUGAAUUUAAGAAGUGUCAAAAUAUGUGCUCGAAAGCAGAGUCUUAAAAUGGGCCAGAAGUCUGCAUUCACAGAGAUAUUGGAUGUCUUGAGAGCCAUUUGUCAUGCACACAUGUUACCUUUGGCACUUACAUGGGUUCCCUUGAGCAACAAGGGAUGUGUGGAUGAAUGUACAAGAGAUACUGCAGAGGCAAACUUUAUUUCAGACAGGAAAAUCGUGCUCUGUAUCCAGGAGUCGGCCUGCUAUGUCAAUGAUCAACAAAUGCAGGGUUUUCUACGUGCAUGUUCUGAACACCACCUUCAAAAUGGGCAGGGCAUUGCUGGAAAAGCAAUUCAAUCAACUCAUCCUGUCUUCUCUUCAGACAUCAAAAGUUACGAUGUACACCAGUACCCACUUGCACAUCAUGCUCGCAAAUUUGGCCUGCAUGCUGCUGUUGCAAUCAGGUUAAGGAGCACCCAUACAGGAAACGACAAUUACAUACUAGAGUUCUUCCUUCCUAUCAACUGUAAAGGGAGUGUAGAGCAGCAGCUCCUUUUGAACAACAUGUCAAUUACAUUGCAGAGAAUCUGCAGAAGCUUGAGAACAGUUUCAGAUACUGAGGCGAUCAGAACUGAUGUCACUAAUGAGGGACCAGGAACAAGACAAACCAUAUCUGUCUCAGCAGAAAACUCCCAACACUUGCACGAUGAUACUGAAUGUAACUUGACCAAGUUACCUUUCGAAUUUCAAGAUAUGGAAGCUGGUAAACAAGGAGAUGCUCAUCCAAGUCAGAUGAAGUCUGGCUCACCUAGACAUCCAAAGAAGAAACGUAGUACAGUGGAAAAGAAUAUUAAUCUAAGUGUUCUUCAACAGUACUAUUCUGAAACUCUUAAGGAUGCUGCAAAGAGCAUUGGUGUUUGUCAAACUACGCUGAAGAGAAUAUGCAGGCGGAAUGGGAUAUUAAGAUGGCCAUCUCGCAAGCUAACUAAAGCCAGCCAUUCUCUGAGUGAGAUCCAGAACAUGUUAGACUCUGUACCAGGAGUUGCAGGUAUGUUAAAAUAUGAUAAUGCUACUGGAAAACUUUUUACAGAAGUCUCAUCGCCUGAAAAACAAGCGGCAACAGCCUCAGAACCAUUGCGUCCAUGUUUACCAGUUCAGUUUGGUGGGAUAUUGGAAGAAGAGGCUUGUUUGGUUGGCAGAAACAAGAUUGGCAAUUCAGGCCAACCACAACUUCAUCAUCAUGAAGCAAAUAAAGCCUCUAUUCCACCUUUUGGCAUGAGUGACAAAUGUAAGGUUACUUCUGGCGGAGGGCUAUCCAGCCUUGCUAAAGAGAAAUGCUGCCAUGAUGCUUCUAGCAAGGAUGGCUUCGGUCCGGAGAGCCUUAAAUGCAGCACUAGAUCAAAAAGCUCAAGCUCGAUGGCAAUAGUGGAAGAAAUGCAUACCCAAAUGGAUGCUAGCGAACAGAUCAUAGAACAAAGUCAUCCUUCUUAUUCCAGCAUGGCAGACUCAUCCAGUGGCAGUGCUUCAAGUUGCCCCACUGUUAAAAGAAGCUUAAAGAACAAUAUGUCGGCCACUGACUUCGGGUCUGCGAUCCGUGUAAAGGCUACUUAUAAGGAGGACACUGUAAGGUUCAGAUUCUCCUUGUCCAUGGGUUUCCAUCAGUUGAUUCAGGUGAUUGAGAAGAGAUUCAAAUUGUGCAGCGGGACAUUCCAACUCAAGUAUAUGGAUGAUGAGAACGAAUGGGUCAAUUUGGCCGAUGAAUCUGAUUUGCAGGAGUGUGUUGAGGUGUUGCAGUCUAUGCAAUCUCAAAGUCUGAGGCUUCUAGUUCGAGAUCUUCCCUUUGCAACUAGCAGCUUGGCUGGCGGUAGCAGCAUCCUCAUGAAGCCAUAAGACCCUAAAGAUGUGAUAACAUGAUCAAGGAUUUCGCUCCACCAACUCAAAUGGCUCAAACAGGAAUUCUACAACUAUCUGUGGUGCCCUAAUAAUAGGUUGGCAGGCAGAAUAAUAUUCUUGCCAUGCCCUGAGGAGCCUUUUAAGUUUGACCUUUCUAAUUUGUUUUCUAUGAUUGAACACUUCUCUGUGGGUUUAGUCUCUAUCGCCCCCCACAUGAAUGUUUGUAGAACAUGCAUGACCGGGCACUAUAUGAUGAAUAGCAGUGUAUAUGGCAUACUUCACAUGGAUUGC